This is a messenger RNA of Penicillium riverlandense, 1857 nucleotides long. RefSeq lists its product as uncharacterized. The transcript has a single exon. Lineage: Eukaryota; Fungi; Ascomycota; Eurotiomycetes; Eurotiales; Aspergillaceae. The record is from RefSeq and is a predicted model, not a curated record. Bases 1 to 1857 code for a protein of 618 amino acids.
AUGUCUGCUGGAUGGAGACUGAUGUCUAUUCCUUUCGACGUUUUCUAUCAGAUCACCAUAUUGCUUGACAACCGUGACUUUAUCCACCUUAGUCGCACUAACAAAAUUAUCCAUGAAAGGAUGAAAAACGACGUCAUUGCGCGCAAAAUUAUUGAAGUAGGCAGGCAAAACGAAGCCGACCGAAUAAAGCUGACAACAAUCCAGAAUGACUUGUUCUAUAGCAAAGAGGGCCAAAUUGCCAUGGCCUCCCAGGCUGGAUACUACAAUGCUAUCAAUCACCGGUUUGACGUCCACGAAGCAAUUGCAACCGCAGCCCCCUAUUCGGUUACUGUCUUAGCCUAUGCGGCAGAUUUCCUUUAUCACAACGGCUUCUUGUGUUACCGAAUCGAAAAUGAGGUCCGGCUGCUUGAUUUGCAUGCCCGUGACUGUCACGAACGUGUGAUAAACCUGAAAAACCUUAUAUCAGACGAAGCGUUUGAAUUCGGUGGCCACUUAAGCGACAUAGACGACCCAUCAUCAUUAUGGAAGCUCGCCCACUAUGAUGAUGGAUUUUUGGUCUUUUGGCUAGAACGUAUGGGGAUACUAUUGGGAACCUAUUUAGAGCAUCCCGACGCGAUUCAACAAGGGCAACUAAAGCUUUUGGCAAUCGCACAAGGCACCGAAAAACUUUUCGUCCGGCAUAGCCGGUCCUACCUCUGGUACGGCACCUUUACAUUCCCAACCAACAAUGUGGGUGGUAUGUGGUCCGUGUGCGGCCAGGAUCUUAUGACACAGGAAGAAGUUGUGUUUUCCCUGGAUGGAGUUACUAGUUGCGAUAUCGGCGAGACAUUAUACUUCGAGAUGUACCAGGAACAUCUCUAUGCAAUCUCAAUAGAGGACGACGACAACAAUUCUUUCUAUCGUUGGUUUUGCUUUGCACCGCGCCAGGAACUCCAAAGAAGUGGUCGACUCUGGCGCCGUGAGCACCGUGAAGGGCCUUUGACUGAGAUAUGGACGGACCUCUCCAUACAAAUCGACGAAACGUUCGGACGGCCUGUCAUUCUCGAGUGCCGUCGCGAAUGGCUCUAUGGUAAUAACAGCGAGAACCAUCGUACGUUGUAUACACAACCGCUACCCACACCAGAAGAAACUCUUGCAGGAAUAUGCCCUCCACAUACGGAUUAUGUGCCGGAGGUUGGUAUUUCUACUCACGAGCCCACUGCGCAGCAUCUGAGUAAGCGAUUACCACGAUUUUACCACUCCGAGUUUGAGCGGGAGGAUGGUCCGAGACAGAGAAAGGAAUUUAUACGAGCUCACACCAAACACAGAAGCUAUCACCUCGGCGCAGCGACCUUUGUCGAUCUUGUAAUUGACCGAGACCGCCUACUACUGCGGACAGUUGCGCGGAAUCGCAAAUGCCCGAUCGACGAGGAAAAGGCUGAAGGGCCGAACGGGUUGCUAUUUCGCCCUACACAGAUGGAUGCGAAAGGUCGGUUCGUUGACGGUUCCGAAGAGCGUUUUGUCUCCCGCGGUGUGCAUAUGUGGCCUCCGGAUGACGCUUCAUCUACGCGUCAACACUUUCUACGCCAUCUGCUGCGUCCAGAACCGAGCGCUAUGCCUAUUCGUGCCGUCUCUGACGAACGGUCACUCCUCUACACUCUCCCAUGUCGGGAACUGCCCCCUAGUCAUUUUGCCCUGGUCCUUAUCAGCUUUGAUCCGACGAUUCAUUUCUCGAACCUGUCCUCUUUGAGGAGCUUGGAGGAGCCUGUCAUCCCGACGCCAAUAUUUCCCGUUCAAACCCCACGGUCUUCUGCUUGCAUCAUUCGAGAGGAAUCGGCUUUUUACCUUGGUAUUGAUCAUAGCUAUUGGUUGCGAUAA